Molecule: messenger RNA, 3156 nt
Organism: Anopheles maculipalpis
Lineage: Eukaryota; Metazoa; Arthropoda; Insecta; Diptera; Culicidae
Product: RNA-binding protein fusilli-like
Exons: 11
Coding region: 7-3156 (1049 amino acids)
Biological process (GO): regulation of RNA splicing
Cellular component (GO): nucleoplasm; ribonucleoprotein complex
Molecular function (GO): mRNA binding
Source: RefSeq, a predicted model, not a curated record
UAGGACAUGCCGUCACUACCCAGCAUCCAACUGCCUGACACCACCACCACCACCACCACAGCUACCAACAUGCUGGUGGACACGACGAAGCAAACGCUGCUUCCGGGCCAUGUGGCGGUAAUGCAUGUGACGACAUGCGGCCAAAGUGGGGCCGGGCUCGGGUCGGACGAGAAGGAGAUCGUACUGCUGAUUUACGUAAUCAUCGAUGUGCAGACAAAUAAUAUAAUUGGCGUAAAGCAGUAUCUAGUCCGACCGAGGAAUUCGACAUUCCGCACCGAAUCAUCGGCCAGCAACGCUCUCGGUGCCCUGUCCAGCAGCACUCUUACCGGCAGCAACAGCAACAUCAGCAACAGCAGUAGCAGCAGUACAGUGACAGCGACUGCCGCCGGAUGCCCUGCCGGCAUCAAUGUAUCGACCACGGGUGUCGGAUCGGUGGCCGACAGUAGUAGCAGCAGCAGCAGCACGGCGCUUGCUGUCCCGGCUGGCUCCACAUCUCCGGGCGCUGUCGCCGUACCGUCCCCGCCGGAAUGUGCAAUAACGCAGGAGAUCCCGGCAAUUGAAUCGCUGGUACAGACCAACGGGCGUCCCCUGGAGGAAGUGAUCCAACAGUUCGAUGAGUACACCAAGUCACUCAACCUGGACCCACACUGUCCCAGCUUUCGGCUAGUCACCGACGGUCAGCUACCACUCCGGCAGUGUCUCCACCCUGAAGCGAGUGCCAAAGACAUCGACCUGCCACAGUACUACUGGCGGUUUUGUGACCUGCGGAAGGAGUUUGUGCGCUACCGGGCCGGCGAUCUGUCCCGUGCGCUUGUCCCGGUUGCUGAAGCCCAGAAGCUCGCGUCCAUGCCAAGUCUGCCGCCAACUCCGGCCUCGGUGGCUGAUAUUAUUAAAGAUCUAGAAUUGCAGGCCUGUCAAGACAAUAACGAAUUCUACGUCAAAGAAGCACGCGACAUGGUGACGAUCGUGAAACAGCUGAUCACUCUAGGACACAAAUUUGAAGCGAAUGAAAUAAUCAACCUAAACCUGGAGCCUGGCAUAUGCUCAAUCGACGACGAAAUCGAUGGAACGUGUAUAGUGCGUGCACGUGGACUGCCGUGGCAGAGCAGCGAUCAGGAUAUUGCCAAGUUCUUCCGCGGAUUGAAUGUUGCAAAGGGUGGUGUAGCACUUUGCUUAUCGCCACAAGGACGCCGUAACGGGGAAGCAUUGGUACGGUUUGUGUCACAAGAACAUCGCGAUAUGGCGCUCAAGCGACACAAGCAUCACAUCGGCAAUCGAUACAUUGAAGUGUAUCGAGCCAACGGUGAAGACUUCCUAGCCGUGGCAGGUGGUGCAUCUAAUGAAGCGCAAGCUUUCCUAUCGAAGGGCGCCCAGGUAAUUAUCCGGAUGCGCGGAUUACCGUACGAUUGCACUGCAAAGCAGGUGCUUGAUUUCUUCGCAAAUGGUGAAAACAGUUGCAACGUGCUGGAUGGUGCCGAUGGCAUACUGUUUGUGAAGAAACCGGACGGACGGGCAACGGGCGAUGCGUUCGUUCUCUUCGAGCAGGACACGGACGCAUCGAAAGCACUGUCGAAACAUCGGGAAUCGAUCGGACAGCGCUAUAUUGAGCUGUUUCGCUCGACAACGGCGGAAGUGCAGCAGGUUUUAAAUCGGUCGAUGGAUCCGAAGACCUACGAGCCACCGCAACCACCGCUGAUUGCACAGUUACCGCAGGUCCAGAUGCAACUAUUACCCCAGCAUGUCAUCACUAGCGGUAUCGAGAAGAACUGCAUUCGAUUACGAGGGCUUCCGUAUGAGGCGAAGGUGGAACAUAUACUACACUUCCUGGACGAUUUUGCGAAUCACAUCGUCUACCAGGGUGUACACUUGGUGUACAACGCUCAGGGUCAGUUCAAUGGUGAGGCGUUCAUUCAGAUGGACUCGGAAACGGCCGCCUACCAGUCCGCACAGCAGAAACACCACAAAAACAUGAUGUUCGGCAAGAAGCAGCGCUACAUCGAGGUGUUCCAGUGUUCCGGCGACGACAUGAACAUGGUGCUGAACGGUGGCUUCCAGCAGCCGGCCAGCCUCUCGAAACCGUCGCUCCUCUCACCGGGUAUGUUACCGACAGCGGCGACACAGCCACCGACACAAUCACCCCAGACGCUCUCACUCUCCCAAAUCCCGCUACCGAUCCCAUCUCCGCUCGCUCUCUCGGUACCGCCGCCGAACCAUCAGCUGCUCGCCCAGCAGCAAGCACAGUACAUCGCGCAGCACAAUCUCCUGGCACGCCAGGCAGCUGCGGCCGCCGCCGCCCAGCAGCAUCAGCAACAUCAGCAUGAACAGCUGAUGCUACAAAAUCUCGGCAUGUACGUUACCGGACCACCGACCAGUGUCGCUACAUCGUUGGGCGGUGUGUCACAGCAGGGUAGUGCCGUGGCGGCCGGUACACCAACGUACGUUACGGCCGGUAGUGGAGGUGGAUUGCCAACCUCUGUGACCGGUGCUAGCGCUGGUGGUGGUGGGUAUGGUUACGGGCAUGGAGCGGCGGCAGCAGCCGCCGCUGCUGGUCUUGCUAGUUUGGGUGCCGCUUCCGCUGCAUCCGGUGCAAGCGGUGCGGGUGGCUUGCCGCCCCAUCUAACCGGUGGUGGUCAUCCGGGCCAUUCGCUUGCCGCCCAGUACCACCACCAUCCACUGUACUUUAUGCACCGGCAGAUGCUCGCAUCGAAUGGUGGCAUACCGGUAGGGUUGAUGGCACCUUCGCACACAGCGGCAGCAGCAGCCGCAGCCGCUCACCAUCAACAUGCCGCUGCUGCCUUUCAGCAUCAGCUGCAUCACUUUGGUGGUGGUGUUGGACCUACCGGUGCAACUUCCGGUUCCGGUGCGACCAGUUCGCUGUCGCACCAUGCUUCCGGUUUGGUGCAUCACCCGUCGCAGCAUCACGCAAUGCAAGCGAUGGCGGCUGCCGCUGCCUCACAGUCGGCUGCCGGUAUGCUUCCGUCCAAGCGGUCGUACGACAGCGCAUUCCGGGGUGAUCAAUCGUCGGCACUGGCGACUAGUGCCGGCAGCAAACGACCCUUCCACGGUACACCGACACAGGGUGCGGCGGCGGCGGCUGCUGCAGCGGCGGCCGCUUCCGUUGCUUUGUACGCACCAUACUAUCAUCCGCACAUCUGA